Molecule: messenger RNA, 549 nt
Organism: Miscanthus lutarioriparius
Lineage: Eukaryota; Viridiplantae; Streptophyta; Magnoliopsida; Poales; Poaceae
Source: the annotation of a GenBank genome assembly
AUGGCCGCCGCCCGCGCCGCCCUCCGCCUUCAGCGCCAGAGCCUCGCCGCCAACCCCUUUCUCUUCUCCGGCCAUGGCCUGCGCUACCGCAAGCUCGAGGUCAUCCUCACUACGACGAUUGAUAAGCUGGGGAAAACAGGAGAUGUGGUCAAGGUGGCGCCUGGCCACUUCCGCAACCACCUCAUGCCCAAGAUGCUUGCUGUCCCGAACCUGGACAAAUUCGCCAUACUCGUCCGAGAGCAGCGCAAGCUACAGGAAGAAAGACUGAAGCAGUACCAAGCAGCAGCAAAGCGGUUAGAUAAUGCACUCUUGGUGUUGAGGAGGUUCAUCUCAACUGGAAAUGAGCUGCGUACUCCUGUAACAAAAGAUGAAAUUGUUUCCGAGGUGGCAAGGCAACUCAACAUCACCAUCCAUCCGGAGAAUCUGCACCUGCAGUCACCUUUAGCGUCGCUUGGUGAAUUUGAGUUGCCCCUCCGGUUACCACAGGACAUACCGCGCCCAGAAGGUAAGCUCCAAUGGACUCUGAAGGUUAAGAUCAGGAGAAAAUAA